AUGCCGAUUCUUGAAACCAUUUUGAUGAUUAUCCCAUUUACUGUAACUGCUGCACAACCUAAAUGUACAGCUUAUGGAACAGAUGAACUUCUUCAUUUCUCAAAAGAGGGUGAUGCCUUUAUCGGGGGCAUUUUUUCCUUUCACCAAAAUCCGGCUGAUGUAAAUCCAACACUCUUGAGCAAUCCGGGAAACAGCAGGUGUUACGGACUUGAUCCUGGAGAGCUGCAGUAUGCCAUGACAAUGAUUUUUGCCAUUGAGGAAAUAAACAACAGCACACACCUUCUGCCUGGCUUUACACUUGGAUACCGCAUCUAUGGCUCUUGCCCAAGCAUCCCUCUCUCUGUUAGAGCAUCACUAGCUCUAAUGAAUGGGCAAACAGAGUCAGAAAAGAGCUGUAAAAGUCCCGCUACUGUACAAGCUGUGAUUGGGGAUACUACAUCCACAUCUACUAUAGACAUUGCAAGGACCAUGGGUCCAUUUAAAAUACCUGUGCUAAGCCAUUCAGCAACCUGUGCAUGUCUCAGUAAUAGACAGCAGUAUCCCUCCUUCUUCAGGACUAUUCCUAGUGAUCACUACCAGAGCAGAGCGCUUGCCAAACUAGUCAAGUAUUUUGGUUGGACUUGGGUUGGGGCUGUGAGAAGCAGGGGAGACUACGGCAACAACGGUAUGGCCACUUUUCUAGAAGCGGCUGAGAACGAGGGCGUAUGCGUUGAAUACUCAGUGGCUAUUUACAGAACUGAUCCAAGAGAAAAGUUUUUGGAAGUGGUAGAUAUAAUCAAAAAGUCCACAUCUAAAGUCAUAGUAGCUUUUGCGGACGGCAACGAUCUGGACAUUCUGAUAAAAGAGCUUUACUACCAAAAUGUAACUGGCUUUCAGUGGGUUGGAAGUGAGGGCUGGAUCACAUAUAGAUAUGUAGCAACCCAAAUAAACUAUGCUGUGCUCGAAGGGGCAGUUGGCUUUGCUGUGCCCAAUGCACAUAUACCCGGAUUGAGGGAGUUUAUUGAAAGUAGCCGUCCCUCUUUGAGACCGGGUAAUACAGGACUGGUUGAGCUAUGGGAAAAUGUGUUUCAGUGCACUUUAAACUCAACUGCACAAAAUGUCUCCAAAAUGUGCAAUGAAGAGGAGUCCCUAGCGAAUACAUACACACGUUUUACAGAUGUGUCAGAUUCCAGCCUUCUCAACAACGUCUACAAAGCAGUAUAUGCAGUCGCUCAUGCUAUGAAAGAACUACUUGCGUGUAAGAAAGGAAUGGGGCCAUUUCCCAACAAAACAUGUGCAGAGAAAGGAAAAAUACAGCCUUGGCAGGUGCUGCAUUACCUGACCCAGGUGAACUUUACAAGCAGAAAUGGGGAAAAUGUUAACUUUGAUGCGAGUGGUGAUCCAGCUGCACGUUAUGCCCUGGUUAAUUGGCAAAUGAAUGAUGAGGGAAUAUUAACAUUUAAAGCCAUUGGACUAUAUGAUGCAUCUUGGCCCGAUGGACAACAGAUUAGAAUGAAAGAUGAGAUCAGUGCAGUAUGGUCAGGAAAUCAGAAAAAUGUCCCCCAGUCUGUGUGUAGUGAAUCUUGCCCUCCAGGCACCAGCAGGGCUUUUGUUAAAGGAAAACCCAUUUGCUGCUUUGACUGCAUACCGUGUGCAGAUGGAGAAUUUAGCAACAACACAAAUGCAGUAACAUGUCUCCCUUGCCCUCUUGAGUACAAAUCAAAUGGAAACAGAACUCGAUGUGAACUUAAAAACAUAGAAUUCUUGUCUUUUAAUGAAGUAAUGGGUAAUAUACUAGUGACAUUUUCUUUGUGUGGAGGAUGUCUCACAAUCACAACAGGGCUGAUUUUCUUCUGCCACAGACAUACUCCUAUAGUAAAAGCCAAUAACUCUGAGCUGAGCUUCCUGUUGCUCUUCUCAUUGACUUUGUGUUUUCUCUGUUCACUUACUUUCAUUGGUCGCCCCACUGAGUGGUCCUGUAUGUUGCGUCACACAGCGUUUGGGAUCACUUUUGUCCUCUGUAUCUCCUGUGUUCUGGGGAAAACAAUAGUGGUGUUAAUGGCAUUCAAGGCCACACUUCCAGGAAGUAAUGUCAUGAAAUGGUUUGGGCCUCCUCAGCAAAGACUCAGUGUUCUUGCUUUUACUCUCAUACAAGUGCUUAUUUGUGUGCUUUGGUUAACAACAUCACCCCCAUUUCCCUACAAAAACAUGAAUCAUUACAAUGAUAAAAUAAUUCUUGAGUGUAAUUCAGGCUCAUCCAUAGGUUUCUGGGCUGUGCUGGGUUAUAUUGGCCUAUUAGCCAUAUUGUGCUUCAUUUUGGCUUUUUUGGCUCGGACGCUGCCUGAUAACUUCAACGAAGCUAAAUUCAUCACAUUCAGUAUGCUCAUAUUCUGUGCUGUAUGGAUCACAUUUAUCCCAGCUUAUGUCAGCUCACCUGGAAAAUUUACUGUAGCUGUGGAGAUUUUUGCUAUUUUGGCCUCCAGUUAUGGGAUGUUAUUUUGUAUAUUUAUUCCCAAAUGCUACAUAAUCUUAUUCAAACCAGACAUGAACUCUAAAAAACUUUUGAUGGGUAAAGCGACUUCAAAAGUUCACUGA
Paramisgurnus dabryanus is the source of this 2574-nucleotide messenger RNA. It is a transcript of the gene olfcj1, whose product is annotated as olfactory receptor C family, j1. The record is from RefSeq and is a predicted model, not a curated record. Gene Ontology annotation, molecular function: G protein-coupled receptor activity. Gene Ontology annotation, cellular component: plasma membrane. Gene Ontology annotation, biological process: G protein-coupled receptor signaling pathway. Lineage: Eukaryota; Metazoa; Chordata; Actinopteri; Cypriniformes; Cobitidae.